GAACUGGAAGGUGAUGAACCGUUAGGUUGUUAAUUGUUAGCUGGCCGAAGAACCCGUUAGUUAACAGAAAUUUUUAUUUUUAGUUAACAAUAUAAUGAAAAUUUUGAACCUCACUGUUCAAACCUUGUCAUCAACACAGUCACUGUCUGAACCUCUCAAUUUUCUUUACUCUCUCCCCGCUUAGAUCUUACCGUCUACCCAAAAUGUCUGUUACUGCAACAGCUAUUUCACCGGCUGUUGGAUCGUUCCGACUCUCACGGUCACCGAGAGGCAUCCCUCGGUUUAGGAUGGCCGUGAGUUCAAAUACUGUGUCUGUUGCUCCGAUCUUGACAAAGUUACAUAAGGAGUGUGCAACUCCUUUGCCCCUUCUUCGCCUCGUGGCAGACUCUAUGGCAGCUGAUAUGCGAGCUGGACUUGCCGUUGAUGGUGGCAGCGAUCUCAAGAUGAUACUCAGUUAUGUUGACAGUUUGCCCACUGGGAAUGAGAGAGGAUUGUUCUAUGCAUUGGAUCUUGGAGGCACAAACUUCAGGGUGUUGAGGGUGCAAUUAGGUGGGAAAGAAGAGCGUGUUGAAGCCACUGAAUUCGAACAAGUUUCCAUUCCUCAAGAGCUAAUGUUUGGUACCUCUGAGGAGCUUUUUGAUUUUAUUGCAUCUGGGCUGGCAAAAUUUGCACAAAAAGAAGGUGGAAAGUUUCACUUGCCACACGGAAGGCAAAGGGAGAUUGGAUUUACAUUUUCUUUCCCUGUGAAGCAGACCUCCAUUGAUUCUGGCAUACUAAUAAAGUGGACCAAGGGCUUUGCUGUGUCUGGAACGGCAGGAAAAGAUGUGGUUGCUUGUUUAAAUGAGGCAAUGGAAAGGCAAGGAUUAGAUAUGCAAGUGUCUGCCCUGGUUAAUGAUACUGUGGGAACAUUAGCUGGAGCUAGAUACUGGGACGAUGAUGUCAUGGUUGCUGUCAUUUUGGGUACCGGAACCAAUGCUUGCUAUGUAGAACGGAUGGAUGCAAUUCCUAAGUUACAGGGCUAUAAGUCUUCUUCUGGAAGAACGAUAAUUAAUACUGAGUGGGGAGCAUUCUCAAAAGGUCUUCCCUUAACUGAGUUUGAUAGAGAAAUGGAUGCUGCUAGUAUAAAUCCUGGUGAGCAGAUAUUUGAGAAGACGAUCUCGGGAAUGUAUCUUGGUGAGAUUGUUCGGCGAGUGCUGCUGAAGCUGGCUGAAGCAGCUACUUUAUUUGGCAACUCCAUUCCAGAAAAACUAUCAAUGCCUUUUUUACUCAGGACCCCGCAUCUAUGUGCUAUGCAAAAGGACAACUCUGAAGAUUUUCAAGCGGUUGGAUCAAUCUUAUAUGAAGUAGCGGGGGUAGAAUCCAAUUUAAAUGCAAGGAAGAUAGUGGUAGAAGUAUGUGACACAAUUGUGAAACGAGGUGGGCGGUUAGCUGGUGCAGGAAUUGUAGGCAUUCUACAGAAAAUGGAGGAUGAUUCAAAAGGCCUAAUCUUUGGUAAGAGGACAGUAGUGGCUAUGGAUGGUGGGUUGUAUGAGAACUACACUCAGUACAGAAAGUACCUACAAGAGGCAGUGACUGAGCUUCUGGGGUUAGAAAUAUCAAAGAAUGUAGUGAUAGAACACACGAAAGAUGGCUCUGGUAUAGGGGCAGCUCUUUUGGCUUCAGCAAACUCCAAGUAUGAUCACAACUACUAGAUCGCCCCCAUGUAAUUAAUAUUAAUGUAAUCACUUAUCAUCAAAGCUUUAGCUUAUUUAGUAUUAGUAAUAUUGGAUUUUGUAAUGUAAGCUGCUUCCGGCAUUUGCUUUGCUUGAGAAUAAGAGACGGAGACUCCAACCAUAUUGUCAAUUCAGAAAUUCUUUGUAAUUUACUCGUGUUAUGGCAAGUAACAAUAUCUUGUUUAUGCAAUAAUUUUUAACUGCUCUGUCCAGUUAUCAGAGCUUCUUUAGUUUCAACGUA
Pistacia vera is the source of this 1953-nucleotide messenger RNA. RefSeq names its product hexokinase-2, chloroplastic. Gene Ontology annotation, cellular component: cytosol; mitochondrion. The record is from RefSeq and is a predicted model, not a curated record. Gene Ontology annotation, biological process: intracellular glucose homeostasis; glycolytic process; glucose 6-phosphate metabolic process. The transcript has 9 exons. Gene Ontology annotation, molecular function: ATP binding; glucokinase activity; D-glucose binding. The coding region runs from base 204 to 1691 and encodes 495 amino acids. NCBI's taxonomy places the organism in Eukaryota, Viridiplantae, Streptophyta, Magnoliopsida, Sapindales, Anacardiaceae.